Messenger RNA from Arctia plantaginis, 903 nucleotides. Lineage: Eukaryota; Metazoa; Arthropoda; Insecta; Lepidoptera; Erebidae. The record is from the annotation of a GenBank genome assembly.
AUGGACUUUUUAAUAGGAGGACUUGCCGGUGCAGGCAGUUCAAUAUUUAUUAAUCCCAUCGACGUUGUGAAAACAAGGCUACAGUUGCAAGGAGAAUUACGCUCCGGAUCUAAAACGGCAACAAAAUAUAAAAGUACCUUUCACGGUCUAUAUGUCAUCGCGAAGACCGAAGGACUGUUAGCUCUACAGAAGGGAUUAGUGCCUGCAAUGGUGUUGGGGUUUCUCGUCAAUGCUUUAUCGCUAGGAAUAUAUAGCAUGGCAGAAGCUAAAGGCUAUACGAAGAACAAAAAUGGCGAUGUCAAUAUUAAGAAGUCCAUGUUCUGGUCAGCUACGGGCGGUCUGUUGGGUGGUGUAGGUUGCAACCCUUUAUUAGUUGUAAAGAUUAGAUUGCAGUCAGCCGGUCACCCAAGCAUAGCUGUAGGAAGACAGCAUGUAUAUAACGGUUUGUUAGACGGUUUAGUCAAACUACAUAAGUUUGAAGGUUUAAGAGGUAUUUUCGCAGGUGUAACGGCAACUGCCACACGGCUGGCUAUUGGCUAUUCGGCUCAACUCACCACAUUUUCGAAAGCAAAGGAAUUGCUAAUAUCCCACGGCCACUUCAAGUCUUCACCAUUUGGAUUAGCUUUUGUGGCUAGUUCAGUAAGCGGCAUUGCCGUAGUCCUGGCCAAUUGUCCUUUUGACGUCGUCGCUACCCGGUUAUACAACCAAGGUAAUGCACCAGGACGUAAACUUUUGUAUACGGGAAUUCUAGACUGCCUAAUGAAAAUAUACAAAAUAGAAGGUCUACACGGAUUGUAUAAAGGGGUUGGACCACUGUACAUAAAGCUAGCUCCAAAUGUAACUAUCUCCCUCGUCAUGUGGGACUUUCUUCAACGUUUGCUACGAAGCAAUAAAACGAAUUGA